GCUCCACAAUUCCCUUCUUUCGGAGCCUGCCUCCUCUUUGGAGGAGCAGCGCUUUCAAUCAAUCCCCCUCCAAUCAAUCAAUCCCCCCCCUUUUGCUAGUUUUUUCUCUCCUCUCCUCCCAUUCUUCCUCCUCCAUCGCCUCGAUUCUCCUCAUUUCUUCCCCAGAUUUCUCUUCCUCCAUCGCCAGCGCCGGAUUCCAAGAUGGACGCCAUGUCUGGACACUACAUGCAGUUCUCGCCAUCGGCAAUCGCCGCCGCCGCCGCCGCCGCCGCGAGCUCGUCGCCGCAUCGAGGAGGCGGCGUGGGCGGAUCUCUCCGCGACCGCCCUUCCAGCUCGCAGUCGCCAGUGUCGGAGCACGAGAAGUACUUCGCGGAGCUUCUCGAGGAGCAGCGUAAGCUGGGACCUUUCUCGCAAGUUCUUCCGAUUUGCAGCCGGCUUCUCAACGAGGAGAUACUGCGGAUCACGGAAUUCGCUAGGAGAUGGCCUCAGAUCGAGCAGGAAUUGGAUCGAGGGAGCCCUCUGUCGUCAAUGUCCAACGGUGGCGGAUGGUCGGACGUAAGUACGUGCAAACUCGGAGGCUUUCUCAUGAUCAUGUGUUCGGAUCUCCAGAGGCUGGGAUUCGUCCAAACGCCGUCUUCUUCGAGUGUGUGGCAUGGGAGUCCUGAAUCGUCCGCUGGACCGACCUUGAAGAAGACCAUCCGGAUUGAAGUUCCAGUGGACAAGUAUCCAAACUUUAACUUUGUUGGUCGGAUUCUGGGGCCCCGAGGCAACUCUUUGAAGCGCGUGGAGUCGAUGACGCGAUGUCGUGUGUACAUACGGGGGCGGGGCUCGAUCAAAGACGUUGCGAAGGAGGAAAAGAUGCGUGACAAGCAAGGCUACGAGCAUCUCAACGAGCCUCUUCACUUGCUCGUGGAGGCCGAAUUGCCUGCAAAUGUGAUAGACUUCUACCUGACCAAGGCCAAAGAGAUAUUGGAGGAUCUCUUGAGACCAGUGGAUGAAACCGUUGACCUCGUGAAGAAGGCGCAGUUGCGUGAACUCGCCCUCCUCAAUGGCACCUUGAGGGAGGAGAGCCCUUCACACAUGAGUGGGAGCGUGUCACCAUUCAGUAACGCGGGACUAAAGAGGGCAAAGACUCGCAAGUAGAAGGAGCCACGGUGGUUCUGGAUGGACGAGAACAAGACACACAGGCGAGCCUCAUAACAAAACAGCAACAGCAACACAGCAGCAGCAGCAGCCGAAACCUCUCUCGAUUUUUUACUCUACGCGCAAGAGAGUGCUCCUCCAAACACGCAAGCAACAAGAGCUGGUGAGCAAUCAGUCCGUUUGCCUGGAGUUUUCCCACGGUUUUCUAUCUUCUUUUUUUUUUUCUCUCUCUCUCUCUCUCUUUCUUCUUUUCUUCUUUUCGUCUUUCUACGCUUGCAUCUUUCUAAAGUUUUGGGGGUUCUCCUGGGUCGUUUUCUCUGGUCUGUGGUUCCUUUGGUGUCCCACUAAUCCUGUGAGUGUUUCUAUAGCCGAGCAUCUAGUUUUGUAGCGGUCGUCUACGUAUUAGUGAUAAUACAACAAUUUUGUCUUACCAGUCGGUCGGUCGUCAUAGCGGAGUGAGGGAGUUCCGAGUGAUCUCUCCUUUAAAAGCAGUCUUCUCUGUAUAGAAGCUAAGCUUAUUCAUUGUGUGAAUAUUGGUUGAGAGUUUUGUAUGUAUGUUAAGAGUGGUGUUGUGUUGUGUGGAUGUGUGGUGUGUGUUUGGUUCCUUCAUUGUGAUUAUCUCUUUCCUUCUGGGACGAUGAACAAGAUGAUGUUGCUGCUGCCAA
Selaginella moellendorffii is the source of this 1808-nucleotide messenger RNA. RefSeq names its product KH domain-containing protein At5g56140. The transcript has 6 exons. Lineage: Eukaryota; Viridiplantae; Streptophyta; Lycopodiopsida; Selaginellales; Selaginellaceae. Gene Ontology annotation, molecular function: mRNA binding. Gene Ontology annotation, biological process: regulation of mRNA splicing, via spliceosome. The record is from RefSeq and is a predicted model, not a curated record. The coding region runs from base 202 to 1143 and encodes 313 amino acids. Gene Ontology annotation, cellular component: nucleus.